Messenger RNA from Hydatigera taeniaeformis, 441 nucleotides. The record is from the annotation of a GenBank genome assembly. Lineage: Eukaryota; Metazoa; Platyhelminthes; Cestoda; Cyclophyllidea; Taeniidae.
AUGGUGUCAAAACUUCGAUUGGCAGGCACAUUUGUCUGUGCACUCAUCAUCUGCCUCAUAAUUUGGUACACAUUGGCUCCAUACGAACUUUUCCGAACUCCUAGUCAGCCUGAUCCUCCACAUCCCGACAGUGUGCUUUGCAGAUGGCCUCCAACAACUCCAAAUGACAUACGCACUACUAGCAACACCUACAACAUUACAAUCUGUGUGCACAAGGAUUCGCAAUCAUUGGCAAUUAAAUCGGACCCAACUUAUUCCAUGAAGAGUCUCUGUCGCGACGUGACGAGUAACAGGAGCAUCACCUUCAAGGAAUUCGGGGAAUGUGAUCCUUCCAUUUGCAAGAGUCCUAUCUAUCCUGACGUCUAUCGGACCUAUCCACAGGAUGUCCCAAUCAAGGAAAUACUUCGUUCAAUCAAAUCGGGCGUGCCGGUGUCCGAGGCA